Molecule: messenger RNA, 3693 nt
Organism: Penicillium alfredii
Lineage: Eukaryota; Fungi; Ascomycota; Eurotiomycetes; Eurotiales; Aspergillaceae
Product: HECT-type E3 ubiquitin-protein ligase
Exons: 3
Coding region: 1-3693 (1230 amino acids)
Biological process (GO): ubiquitin-dependent protein catabolic process; protein polyubiquitination
Molecular function (GO): protein binding; ubiquitin protein ligase activity
Source: RefSeq, a predicted model, not a curated record
AUGUUCCAUUCCUUCACCGGUGACGCUCGUCGUCCGCGGCAGGUGAACCUCCGUGGCCGAACCACAAAUCCUUUCGCUGCAUUCCCGAGCAACUCCCCGAGCAGACAGACACCGCAUGCCACGAACCCCCAGAGUGCCGUCGCUAUUGCACAGCAGGAGCGAGCUUUGAGACAAGAAGAGAGAGACCGACAGGCUGCAAGCCGACUCAUUCAGCGGGUUUGGCGAGGUUAUCACAACCGAAAAGGCACCUACCAAAUUUUUAGACUUGAGUGGGAUGUGAAUGAAAGAAUAAGGGAAGAAAGGGCCAUGAAAAAUGGCCCCGAGACGUCGCCAACGAGGCCUGAUCACAUCUCGCAUCGGUUGCAGCCACCCGCACCAUAUGCGACUGCGGAGCAGUGUUUGUCUCAACUGAGACUCCUGGUCCAAUUUGUGGGCCACUCACGGCAGUCCGAUGAUGCAUUUCGCUUGGUGUAUUUCUCCGAUGCAUUUGUCCAGACCUUCCACUCCCUCCCUACGAUCGCUACAGAAGGCGAAUGGACCGAGCUGUUGAAGCGGUUCGCUGCUGCCAUCCUUCAGAUACUAGGCCCGAGAAGGGAGCAACUCUUGUGGGAGGUACCGAGCACAGUGACUCCUCUGUUAGAGAUGGCGGUGUUUUUGACCCGCUUGAUACCGAAGAAAAUGGCGGCAAUAGGGCACCUCUAUUACACCACGAUGGCGUCCUUGACGCUGAGGCUCACUCAUACCUUUCACAGUAUUGAAUUGACUUCUGGAAAAAUGGUUGAGGCUGUUAUUUCCCUGCUCAAACCCAUCACCUCGGAGACAUUGUCGGCAUAUGAGGCGUUCGCUACUUCAUACCUCAGUGUCCCUGAUCUUCAAAUGUACCUGGGAUCGCUUGAUGAACUGUCCCGUCAAAUCAACUACAAAAUGCUUGCUUCGGCGGUGGGGUCCUGUCUUGCUUCCACCGGGGGCAGUUCUCGCACUCUGGAUGAUACAGAGACUCGUCUCUGGGUGCUAUCCUAUCUGGUUUUCUUUCAUAGAUAUGCACUUGGAGCCCAGGAAAAUUCUCAGGCUCCGGAGCUGGAAUUUGUGGCUGUGGUGUCUGAGUUGCUGACCUCGAUGGCUUCUCAUAUCACAUCACGUCUGAUGGUUGAAGACACGUCGAGCGAAGAUAAACCUUUGCCCCCAUUCAUCAAAGACCAGAUCAUGAGCCUUGCGAACCAAAACAGUGUCACCGGAUUGCUUUCUCGGAUCCGAUCCUCCAAUGUAUCCCAGGCUGACCUGGCAAAUACCAACUCUGGGGCAUCGAAGGAGACCAAGAUCCUUGCCACAUACGCACUGAAUUUGCUGAGGGUUUUCCCUCGACGAGGAGAUGAAAUUCGAAUGUGGUUGUACUUAGGCUCGGCCCCUUCAGAGGGACCGCUCGCUGGCCGGUCGGACGCAAGGAUUCCAGCGAUCAAGUACUUCUGGCAGGCAUCGAGAUCUAGUCAAGUCUUCGAAUCCAUCAAGAAUGACCCCGACAGUGUCCUCUCAUUGUUGCAGCCUCAGAUGGACAUGGCUUUGCCUAUCCAAAUUCCAUUUUCCGAACGCAAUCAGCAGUGGACAAUCAUCCUGCUCUUCCUUGAGCUGUACACUUUCGUCUUGAAAGUCAUGGAUGACGAAGAAUUCUUCUCUCAGGCAGCUUCAUUUACGGCUUCGGAAACUCAACAUAUCUCGUGGACCAAGGAAAGUGCGUUGCCACUGCAAGACGUCAAGGAGUUGUCUCUAUUCCUCAAAAACCUCGCCUUCACCCUCUACUGGAACUCCGCGGACCUGGUUCCCGAAGAAGCCAGCCAGCAGAAUCUCGUGGAUAUUGGCAGCUACUUUAACAGAACGUCUCAACGUCUGCCGAAGUCCCCGAUGCCUCCGGAUGGAGAUCAGAGAUCUCAAAACGGUGAUCUGCCAGGAGUGACGGGGAUCCCCCUGGAGUACUUCAAGGGCAUCGUGACUGGACUGCUGAGAAUGAUCUACGAACGAGAUUCGCGGCGGAGAUUUCUUCCUCACGAUCACUGGCUUACCACGCGAUUUGACAUCGAGCAUUUCACUCAGGCCGUCGUAGAGGAAGAAGAGAGGCGGCGUGAAUUUCAAGAUGAAGGCGAGGAUGCCACAGAUCCUGACCUUAUGGAUGAGGAUGCAUUCGAACCCUUCGGCCUGGCCGGUACUAGCCACGCUCAAUGGGCUAUGCGCAACGAAGCCUCGAGUCUCCGUCAAUUACAAAAUUCCCGGAGAAGACUUCUGGGGCACGUUAUACCCCGUCUUGAGAUCCUUCGAAACGUUCCGUUCUUUGUUCCCUUUACGACCCGCGUGCAGAUCUUUCGCGAAUUUAUUAUUCGGGAUCAGAAGUAUCGUCGGAAUGGAUACGUUGACUCAGAUAUGUGGCGCAUGUUCGUAGCCCAGACUACGGGUCAACAUCUUCAUGGCCAACCGUCUGGCCAAGAUAUCCUGGCUCGGCAUCAUGCUGAUAUUCGACGAGGGAGCGUGUUUGACGACGCAUUUUCCCAAUUCUACACGUUGGGCGACGGCCUCAAAGAGCCAAUCCAGAUCAGUUUUAUUGACCAGUUUGGCAACAUGGAGGCGGGUAUUGAUGGCGGUGGGGUAACGAAGGAGUUUUUAACCAGCGUUAUCUCCGAGGCCUUCAAGACCGACGAUAAAUCGAGCAUGUUUGUGGAGAAUGACCACCAUUUGCUCUACCCGAACCCAGUCGCUGUCGAACAUCUCAAGAAGACCCUCCACGAAAGUCGAUCGCCCGAAUCCUCCGUUUACUGGACAGCUGAAAUUCGCGCUCUGCUUCGCCGCUAUGAAUUCCUCGGCCGGGUGAUCGGAAAGUGUCUCUACGAAGGGAUCUUGGUUGAUGUUCACUUCGCGCCAUUUUUCCUUUUGAAAUGGGCAUUGACUGGGGGCUCUGGAUCCGCCGUCAGGGAGUCGUCGUACCGCGCCAAUGUAAAUGAUUUGAGGGAUCUCGACGAGGGACUUUACCAGGGGCUUCUGCAACUGAAAAACUAUCCCGGCAAUGUCGAGGACUUCGCUCUCGACUUCACCGUCACCGAUACGAUCCCGACAGACGGAUCGACAAAGCAUACGGUGACAAAAGAGCUCAAGCCCCAUGGCUCAAGCACAGCCGUUACAAACCAGAACCGGCUGGUGUACAUCUCCUGUGUUGCCCGGUAUCGUCUCCAGUUGCAGCCUUCUCUGCAAACCAAUGCCUUCCUGCAGGGCUUGGGGCAGAUCAUCCAGCCCAGCUGGCUGUCCAUGUUCAACCAGUCUGAGCUGCAAACCCUGGUGAGUGGUGAGACCGGAGAGAUUGACGUUGAGGACCUGCGGCGGAACACGCUGUACGGGGGUGUGUACACGAUCGGCGACGAUCACCAGGAGCACCCAACCAUCCGGCUUUUCUGGGAGGUCAUGCACAGCAUGAACAAUGAAGACCGGCAGAAGGUGCUGCGUUUUGUCACGUCGACCCCGCGUGCUCCACUGCUAGGUUUCAGCCACCUGAACCCCCGGUUCAGUAUUCGCGACUCCAGCGAGGACCAGGAGCGACUACCGAGCACAAGUACAUGCGUCAACCUGUUGAAGUUGCCGCGUUAUACUAGUGCCGACAUGCUCCGAACCAAGCUGUUAUAUGCGGUGAGCUCGGGGGCCGGGUUUGAUCUGAGUUAA